Molecule: messenger RNA, 617 nt
Organism: Aureobasidium pullulans EXF-150
Lineage: Eukaryota; Fungi; Ascomycota; Dothideomycetes; Dothideales; Saccotheciaceae
Exons: 2
Coding region: 14-559 (181 amino acids)
Source: RefSeq, a predicted model, not a curated record
AGUCCGCAAGACCAUGACACCACAGAUUAUCGAAGACGAUCAUUCGGAGGUGUCCGAGAUAUCAUGUUUCAAGCAGAACGACGACGCCGUCAAGCCCUCGAACCCUCCUCAAAACAUCGAUAGACCUGUUUUGCAAUCUUGGGAAGGCAACGAAUAUCUCGAGCACGAAGUCGCUGCGGUAUGCUUCAGCUCGUUGUCCAUUCCCACCUCUCUCGCCCACAGCGACUUCAUAGUACGCCCGAGCACACCUUGGCCAUUUGAAAGUCCGCAAAAUCGUAGAUCCCAGCACGGAAGAAUCAGAUCAGACGAUUCAGAGGAAGAGAUCAUCAUCACGACCCACAACAUCGACAGGAGCGGAAAGGCAAAAGGGAAGAGAGAUUGCAAUCCCAAUUCACGUAACGACUUUAAGCGCAAACAGUUUUCGGAUUGGUUGCAGAGUCAGCCUGAUGCUCAUGAUGACUGGGGAUUUACUUCGACGGGAUGCACACCUGUGUGCUUGUCGAGAUGUUCCUCGGCAGUGAACAUUGUCACUGCUGAUGGACAGAGUGCUGGAAAAUAGCCCUGUAACACGAUUGAAUCUAUACCAAACUUAACUUGAGAAUUCGGAUAUAUUCUGG